This is a messenger RNA of Cyclopterus lumpus (lumpfish), 1494 nucleotides long. RefSeq names its product mucin-7-like. Bases 173 to 1255 code for a protein of 360 amino acids. The transcript has 2 exons. The record is from RefSeq and is a predicted model, not a curated record. Lineage: Eukaryota; Metazoa; Chordata; Actinopteri; Perciformes; Cyclopteridae.
CCUCUUCACACGUCACACUUCCUGUCAGUGAGGCAAGAAGGACUUUUCGGCCAGAGCUCCUCCAGACGCCUUCACAACGUCAACGACUUCCCUUUGAACGCAUCGCGGAGCGACACCGCUGACGGGUAGUCGGGGGGGAACUCAUCACGCAGCAACCGGCCAGAAGACGACGAUGAGCGUGGGCUCCUUGGGCCUCGCGGUCUUGUGGCUGCUGCCGCUGACGUCCGGCCAGAACCACACCGCCGCCCACGGGUCCACCGAGGACCGGACGACCGGCUGGAGUCCCGUCUCAGAGACUCCGCCGGCUUCCACGAUGUUUGUGCCGGGGAGCGAAGCGGCGGCGGCGGCGACGCCAACCGACUCCACGCCGCCUCGGUUCGACCGCUCAACGGAAGGCAGGAAGUCCACAACGUCGAGCGCUCACGCCAGCGACUCGAUCGGAACCACGCGGGCGCCGCCCGGCAGCUCCGCCCAAACUCCGACCCAACCGGCCACGAGGCUCGUCUCGACCCAACCGGCCACGAGGCUCGUCUCGACCCAACCGGCCACGAGGCUCGUCUCGACCCAACCGGCCACGAGGCUCGUCUCGACCCAACCGGCCACGAGGCUCGUCUCGACCCAACCGGCCACGAGGCUCGUCUCGACCCAACCGGCCACGAGGCUCGUCUCGACCGUGAGCACAUCUACCGGACCCGCUGAGAGCGGAGGCACCAGUACGAGCCCGGUCCCGGCCGCGUCGUACAGAACGCCGAAGGCCGCGACCCGCCCGGGGAAGGAGGAGGAGCCCGAUGAAGGACCGAACCACGGCAAAGUGGUGGCGGGGCUGAUCGGCGGAGCCCUGCUGGUCAUGGUGGUGGGCUUCCUGCUCAUCUACGUCAAGAAGCGGCGGCUUCAGAACCGGCAGAUGGCGACCGACGACUGGGCCGGCCCCUCGCCGUUCCUGGCAGGCGGCGCCGACGGCGGCGGCGGCCGGGCGUCGACGAGUCCGUCCAACCGGAUCUCCCUGUCCAGCUUCCUGACCCAGAGGCUCUCCAGGAGGCUGUCGGCGCUCCCGGAAACCGGCGAGGAGUUCGCGGACAUGACGGCGAGCACGUUCGGAGGUAAAGGGAGUUUGUUCGCUCGAGAGGAGGACGGGAAGGCGGGACUCGGUCCAGGAGGGCGGAGCAACGGAGACACUCCGGAGACGGCCGAGCACCACCACAACAACCACAACAACAACAACAACAACGACGACGACAACUCUGAGGUUGCGUGACGACCACACAGGAAGUCGCCCUCGAGAGAGAAGAGAUAUUCAUCUGAGGCUCUUCUGCUAAAAUGUGACAAAGCAGAAGAACAUUUUCACACAGAUCACAAAUUGUUUUAAACUAGAAUUAAACUUCUGAGAUUUUGAGAUUUUAAUAUUAUGGUUUCUUUGUGUUAUUGCGUCUGAAGAGACUCUUGAAUGUUGAGCAGAAGAUUGUUUUGUGCGUCACAUUAAAAACAAACUCUGCA